Pocillopora verrucosa is the source of this 1134-nucleotide messenger RNA. RefSeq names its product rab-like protein 3. Gene Ontology annotation, molecular function: GTPase activity; GTP binding. The record is from RefSeq and is a predicted model, not a curated record. Gene Ontology annotation, cellular component: endomembrane system. Gene Ontology annotation, biological process: intracellular protein transport. NCBI's taxonomy places the organism in Eukaryota, Metazoa, Cnidaria, Anthozoa, Scleractinia, Pocilloporidae.
GUCAAAAUGGCUGCUUUGGAAAAGGUUAAGAUUUUAGUAGUUGGUGAUUCCGGAGUCGGAAAAACGUCUUUGGUUCAUCAUAUAUGUCACGAUGAAUGUCUUUCAACUCCAGGAUGGACAAUAGGAUGUACUGCAGAGGUAAAAUUGUAUGACUACAAAGAAGGAACGCCAGCAACGAAAAGUUUUUUCUUGGAGUUCUGGGAUGUUGGAGGCUCUGCAAACCAUGAAAACAGCCGGUCGAUAUUUUAUAAUGGCGUCAAUGGAUUGAUCCUUGUUCAUGAUUUGACCAACAAGAAGUCAUUCACAAAUCUAAGGCGUUGGUUAGCAGAAGUGUUAGGGUCUGGGAAAGAAGGGAAUGGCUCCUUUAGCGCUAAGCAGCCACAAAAACAGCCUUCAAACAGAGACAGUUGGUUUGAGUUCUCAAUUGACAUAGGAGAAGGUUAUGACUCAGAGCAGUUUGCUGGAAACCAAAUUCCUGUCAUAAUUGUGGGUACUAAACUAGAUCAGGCAGGAACUGCAAGAAUUCUUACCUCAUCCAGGGGAUUGAAUCUUGCAGAGGAAAUUGGAGCUGACAUGAUAAAUCUGAACUCUACUGAUAUAAGACAACUUAAAUCUGGAUCUCUCAAUGCCAGAAAGCUGAAUGCUUUCUUUGAUAAAGUAAUUGAGAGGCGAUUCUAUUCCCGUGAAGUGCCACAAGUCCAGCAGUCAACUGGUCUUGCCGAAUCACCUAAAUUUUAUGAUCGUUCAAGUAAACGUAAAAUGGUUUAAACAUUCUUUCAGGAAGAAGACUGCAGUGAUUAGAUCACAUUUAAUUGUAAAUUCCUCUGGAAGAAGUUUCUUUCAACAAACCUAAAAUUAGCCUCUUUUUUUCCUUGCUUUGUCAAAUAUAUUUAGCCCCUCAGCUGACUGCUUAUCAAGGGCCACUGAAUUUAAUGUAACUUGUUGAGCUAGAUGGAUUUAUUUUCAGUAAACUCUCGCUUUCACAGAUUAUGUUUUGAAAAUUCACAUAGAUAUAUGACUGAGAAUUGGGUUAUACUGAAAUUCUUUUAUUUUGUCAUUUGCAAUUUCUGUGGUUUUCCUGACCUUCUGACUGUGUAAAAGGGUUGUUUAUUUUACCACAUUACAAUGUACCUA